CCGACGUUGUUGACAUUUGACUUUGACUACUAAGUACUAAUUUAUUUUGUAAUUUUUUGACAAAAAGAAGGCGAUACUAAUUUAUAAUUUUACAAUAGUAUUUUUUAAACUAUUGAUAUUUUAUGUGUAAUUUUAUUAUCUAAGAUUAUGCAAAUAAUUACACUUUGUUUUAAAAUAUAUUGAUUUAUUUUCAUAAAAAAAUAUCUGUUUCAAAAUCUUCAAAAUGAACGAACAAAAAGAAAAGAAAAUAUUGUUCAACAAAUCAACAUUACUAAGCUUAAAAGCAGAAUUGCUCAAAAAACAAGAAGAAGUACAAGAAAAAAAACAUCUACCCCAGCACAAUUUAGAGAAUUUUAGACCUUCACAUUCUGAAAAGAAAAAGAAUAAAACUGAUGGAAAUAACCCAAUAAAAAAAAGUUUAAAAGACAAUUUGAGAGCUGUAGAUGCUGAAGAAUUUGAGGCUUGUCGAAGGUCAAAAUCUGUAUUGGAAAAGAAAGCUAAAUUAUAUAAGCAUUUAACUGAAGGUGAAGGUAACUCGCAACUAGCUGGCAAUUUUUUGGUAGACUUCAAGGGGAAGAAACAAGAAGUUCUAUCAAAACCUGAAUCCAAGUCUGACGAAUUAGAAGAAAUACUUCCAUUUGAAGAUGAUGAAAGUGAAUGGACAGAAUUUACCGAUUUCCUCGGUAGAACACGAAAAUGUCUUAAAUCUGAUUUGGAUCAUUAUAGAAAGAGAGAUGAGGAACUCAUGAAGGCAAUGUCUAUUGCUACUAAGGAGGAAGAAUCAGAUAAAGUGGUAGAAACUCCACAACAGCCAGAAAAACCAUUUUUAGUACAAAAGACGAAUGACUACCUACAAUCAUUGCGGGAUAAAUGGGAACAACAAGAGAGAGAGCUGUUAGCCAAGGAAAAAGAUAUCCAUUACCAAGAUAUACUUUUUGAUGAGGCAAGAAUUCAUGGUGUUGGUUAUUACGCGUUUAGUACUGACGAAACAGAGCGUCGUAAGCAAAUGGAAGAGCUUGUAAAGCGAAGGCAGGAAACCUUGCGGGCCCAAGAGCAGGCAGAGGAGAUACGAAAAAAACGGGACGAGCUAAUAGCUGCUCGGGUUGCAGCUGCGCGGGCACGACAGAGAGCUAGAGCUGGCUUACCACCAGAAGAUCCUGAAGAAAAGAAAAAAGAUUUUACUACAUGUUUAUUGGAGUUUCUUACGAAACAAAAAACUGAAGCUGAUAAGAAAGCUAAAGAAGAAGAAGAAAAGAAGAAGGAAGAAAAAGAGAAAGAAAGGCAAAAGUUUCGUGAAGCUUAUAUACGGGAAUGGGAUGUUGGAAAAGAAGGUGCUGACAGAAAAGUAAAAAAGUUUAGAGAAAUGACACAGGAAGAAUAUGUUGAACAACAAAGGUCAAAGCGAAAUGAUGAGUUUGCCCCUCCACAAACAGCAAACGUUAGUAAAUCGAAGUAUAGUUUUGACACACGAGGCAACAGAACGAAAUCAGACUCUACCGAGAAUAAUAAAAAUAAAUCUUGGUCAGAUGUAAGGCCAGUAAAUAUACCUCCACCUCCAAUUAUUGGUGACAUAAGUGAAGCACAAAAGGGACUGUAUUUUUCAACUAAAAAAGACGAAAUAGUUGUCAAAUACAAAAAUUUCGUACGAGCUGAAGAUCCUACUCCAAUAAACAAUGAAUUAUGUGAUGAAGAAGAUUUUGGUAUGGAAAGAACUAAACCUGAAAAAAGAAAAUGUAACUCAGGUGGUGUCGAAGUAGAACCACCUCCCACAUAUGAAUACUAUGGUCCUACUUCAAAACAAACCAGAUCAGAAAAACCUUUUACGUCCGAUUUAAGAGAAGCAAUGGCACAAGGAUCUAAAAGUUUAGAACCCAAAGAGAGUACUAGGCAGUUACCAAAAUGUUACGACUUUACUUUUGAAUGACCAUAAAUAAUAUAUAACAUGACUUAGGUUAAAUAAAAAGACAAAAGAAAUAACUUUGCA
This is a messenger RNA of Nymphalis io (European peacock), 1984 nucleotides long. RefSeq names its product coiled-coil domain-containing protein 174. Gene Ontology annotation, cellular component: nucleus. Lineage: Eukaryota; Metazoa; Arthropoda; Insecta; Lepidoptera; Nymphalidae. The coding region runs from base 224 to 1924 and encodes 566 amino acids. The record is from RefSeq and is a predicted model, not a curated record. The transcript is spliced from 7 exons.